AUGAAUGACCUUGACUUUGGCGAUGCCUUGAAUGUUGAACUUCAGAAGCUACAGAGACAAAGAGCAGUGAGGUCAUCAUCCUUAGAGGACCGCCGUUCAUCGUACUCACAGCGUACGACGUCCACUAUAACGUCGCUAGAUACGGGAAAGUCCUCAUCAGUUCUUGCAUUGUCUGAUCAGAAGACACUGAAAAUCCCUCUUACUCUUUCACACUGGGACUCUGUUGAUCAGACAUGCAAAUUAGAUGGCCCCCUAAGUCUACACGAGUCCACCAUUAUGAUGAACGCAGACACAGGACAGUCCCCUCCUAAGUCGGAGAGACAAUCCAUGGAGGACACUUCCCAGAAUCCAACAGAACAAAUGAACGGGCAGAUCAACUACGAUGAGAUCUGUAAUAUCAAAAAUCUCAAGGAUGAGGAAAUGCUACAAAGGGUACCAGAACUCGUCCAAGCUCUGAGGGGGUUAGAUGAGUAUGACCGCGCGGAAACAAUGAAGAUUUUGAAAAGUGUCGGUGACACGUACUGGAAUUUCCGAGCCAUUAGGAACAAAAUUGGCAAUGCUCUCGCUGACGAGGGGUUCGCAGAAAUUACCAUGAAGAUAUUGAAGACAUUAAAUGGGAAGGGGAUCUUUAAGAAUGACUCGAUAUGGUUUCCAGUGUACUACUGCUUUAAUACUCUGUGGAAUUACUCAGAUGCCUCUCAACUGCCAAGUUCUCAAGGUAAUUCAUUUCCGUUGACCAUUAACUGUGAUCAUGAACCCUCUAUCAAAAACCUUCAUUCCAAGGUAAUUUAUUUUUUUACCAUUAACUGUGAUCAUGAACCCUAUAUCAAAAACCUUCAUUCCAAGAAUGUGUAUUAUGUUGUUAAGGCUUCCAUGAGUAUAUUACACAAUAUCUCAAGAACAACAGAUAUUCAUCACUACUUCAAAGAAAAUGGCACCACUGAGGUGAUGCUGAAGUUUGCCACGUGGAAGGAUUUGACCUAUGAGAUGUUAAAGGUCAUGUCCCUUCUGACCUUGGCCCACAUAGUAGAGGAGGAGGAUAACGAUAAACUGAUUGAUGAAACAGGUGCCAUAGAAAGUUGUAUCAAAUACAUCACCAAGGCCUUAAAGAAUUCCAAAAGAAGACAUUUAGGAUUUACCCCUCAGGAAGUAAUGGACGGUCUGAGUAAACUGGCUGUCAACGACAAAAACAAGAAAAAGAUUAUUGAAGCUGGGGCAUUACCAGUUUUCCUUGAAAUGCUUAAAGGAGAGCACACAGAAGAACAAGCAAUCACAGCGAGGGCGAUAUGGAAUUUAUCGUUCGACAAGGAGGUGUGUCAACAAAUUGUGGAGUACCCAGAAAUGAUAGAGAGGCUGGAGAGCCUGACGAACAGUCAGGAUAAAAUCGUCGCAAAAAACGUCAGUGGAGCACUGUUUGUACUCAAAGGAGAGAAUGAUGUAUCAAAACGUCCAAAGUCUGCCAAGAAAAAUAAAGGCCAUGUGUUCAUCAGUUACUCCUGGAAUGAGAAAGAAAUUGUGAUGAAGAUCAGGGAGAGAUUAAAAAAAGAGGGAGUGGAGGUGUGGAUUGAUGUGGAGCGUAUGGGUGGAUCUACAUUGUCAGCUAUGGCUGAGGCAGUGGAGAAUGCAGCUCUAGUGUUAAUCUGUAUGUCAGAGAAAUACAAAGAGAGCCCUAAUUGUAGAUUGGAGGCGGAGUACACCUUCCAGCUCCGUAAGGAGUACAUUCCCCUGAUGGUCCAGAAGAGGUAUCGCCCGGACGGCUGGCUCGGAAUGAUUCUCGGAGCCAAGCUGUAUUUCGACUUCAGUGGAAAAUAUCCAUUUGAGAAGCCCUGGAAUGGAUUGAUGAAGGAACUGAAGAGCAUUGGGAGGCUCUCAGUACUGGAAAAUCCCACAACAG
Saccostrea cuccullata (small rock oyster) is the source of this 1894-nucleotide messenger RNA. RefSeq lists its product as uncharacterized. Gene Ontology annotation, biological process: signal transduction. Gene Ontology annotation, molecular function: protein binding. NCBI's taxonomy places the organism in Eukaryota, Metazoa, Mollusca, Bivalvia, Ostreida, Ostreidae. The record is from RefSeq and is a predicted model, not a curated record. The annotation marks the transcript as partial. The transcript is spliced from 13 exons.